AUGAUUGUAGAAGAGAUUGUGGCAUGUCCAAAUAGUGUUGAUACUUACUGGGAGAUUGAGCCUGAACAAUUAAACAAGAUAUACGAGCUUUGCGGAUCUCCUGAUGAGAUUAACUGGCCUGGAGUUUCCAAGAUUCCUUGGUAUAACAAGUUCAAACCAGCAAGGUCAAUGAGGAGACGAGUUAGGGAGGUUUUCAGACAGUUAAGCAGACACAAGCUGAUGUUUUACAGAAUGCUUUUCGAUCGCCAUGCUCUGGAUUUACUGGAUAAAAUGCUUAGUCUUGAUCCAUCUCUGAGAAUAUCUGCAAAGGAUGCACUUGAUGCUGAAUAUUUCUGGACUGAUCCCUUGCCUUGUGAUCCCAAGAGUUUGCCUAAAUAUGAAUCCUCGCAUGAGUUCCAGACAAAGAAAAAAAGACAACAGCAGAGACAAAAUGAAGAAAUAGCAAAGAGACAGAAACUGCAUCACCCACAACAGCAUGCACGCCUGCCUCCCAUCCAACAAACUGGGCAAGCUCCUCCUCCAUAUUGGUCUGGACCUAAUCAUCUCGUGAACAAUUCCCAGCCUCCACUUCAUCAUCAGUACGGAAAGCCUCGUGGUCCUCCUGGAGGGCCUAAUAGGUAUCCUCCAAGUGGAAACCCCAGUGGCGGGUAUUAUCCAGAUCCAGGGGGUCAAGGUGGGGGGUAUAGUGGUGGGUCAUAUCCAUCUCAGGGACGGGGACCAUAUCCUGGAAGCAAUGUGCCCACUAAUGGUCCCCAAGGAGCCACGGGUGGUUAUGGAGUUGGCCCUCCUAACUAUCCCCAAAGUGGUCAGUACGGAGGCUCUGGUGCUAACAGAGGUCCUAAUCCAAUGGCCAGUAGUCGAAAUCAGCAGUAUGGUUGGCAGCAAUAG
Molecule: messenger RNA, 888 nt
Organism: Ilex paraguariensis (yerba mate)
Lineage: Eukaryota; Viridiplantae; Streptophyta; Magnoliopsida; Aquifoliales; Aquifoliaceae
Source: the annotation of a GenBank genome assembly